This is a messenger RNA of Anopheles marshallii, 501 nucleotides long. Its product is annotated as UPF0389 protein CG9231. The record is from RefSeq and is a predicted model, not a curated record. NCBI's taxonomy places the organism in Eukaryota, Metazoa, Arthropoda, Insecta, Diptera, Culicidae. The coding region runs from base 1 to 501 and encodes 166 amino acids. The transcript is spliced from 2 exons.
AUGAACUAUUUACGCACAGCAUGCCAAAUCGCACGUACAUCGCCAGGUGUGUUGCGAUCGGCGACGCUGUUACGAUCACGUAGCACCGCUCCUCGAUCUUUCUGCUCCCAGAUCGAACAAAAACCACAACAACCGAAACCUUCAGCAGCAGGAUCAAGCGCCGGAAGCAAUGGGUCAAACAUAAGCUCACACACUCACACCCCGAAUGCGCUGGAGAAGCGUAUGUUGGUGUAUACGAAGCGUUACAAAUCCAUCGAAGAGGUUCCCAACUUUGUCAGCCAGGAAAAGAUGGAACGUGUUCGCAAUCAGGUGCGAAUCAAGAUCGCCAACUACAUGAUGAUUGCUACCGCGAUCGGAUGCAUCGUGAUGGUGAUCAGUGGCAAAAAGGCACAGGAGCGUGGUGAAUCCGUUGCCAAGAUGAACCUCGACUGGCACAAGGAGUACAACGAGAAGGCGCGUGCCGAAGACGAGGCGUCUUCGGCAUCCGCAUCAAAGAAGUAA